CUUCUUAACAAACGAUCUUUAGUGGCACCAGCCAGGGAACAGUGGUCGAAAAAGUUUACCGCCAUCUCUGUUGUGUCCCUUUCUUACUGUACCCACUUCACUACUGGUUAUUGUUCAUACUCCACCAUGAGGCGUACAAGAAGUUCGAGAAGUAAUACAAGUCAGGUUGCAAAAGAAACUGAGGAAGUCCAGUCAAAAACAGGAAGUAUGAAGGACGCCGGUGACUCGACUGCUCAAAAUGAGACUUUAGUUCAAGUUAAAGAGGAGGAAGAGGAGGAGACAGAGCAGCAGCCUGUAGCUAAAAAGAAGAGAGGAGGCAAGAGUCAGGCAAAAACUCAAAAGAUGCCCAAAGAAGAAAUCAAAAGUGAAGAGGUGGUGAGGACGGUGGUCAUGAAGGGAAAAGCUCCAGUGGACAUUGAAUGCAAAGCCAAACUGGGAAAGGCUUAUGUGUACAGUGAAGGAAAUGAUGUUUACGACGUGAUGCUUAAUCAGACAAAUCUCCAGUUCAACAACAACAAAUACUACCUGAUCCAGCUGUUGCAGGACGACAGCUCCAAGGCUUACAGUGUGUGGGCCAGAUGGGGCAGAGGUGAGUUUAUUGGGAAAGUGGGUCAAAACAGUCUGACAGCCUGCGGUUCAGACCUGCUGAAAGCCAAAGAUAUCUUCAAGAAAAAGUUUUUAGACAAGACCAAGAAUGAGUGGGAAGGCCGAGCGACUUUUGAGAAAGUCGCUGGGAAAUAUGACAUGGUCUACAUGGAUUACAGCACGAAUGAAAAGGUGGAGAACACAACUGUCGUGGAUGCUGCACCCAAGAAGAGGAUCUCCAAGCUGGAUGUGAAGAUCCAGUCGCUCAUGGAGCUGAUCUGUGACAUCAAAGCCAUGGAGGAGUGUGUGCUGGAGAUGAAGUUUGACACCAGGAAAGCUCCUCUGGGCAAGCUGACCUCGGAGCAGAUCCGUGCAGGCUACAUGGCGCUGAAGAAAAUCGAGGAGUGUUUGAAGAAGAAGCGCAGCCGUCACGAUCUGCUGGAGGCUUGCAACCAGUUCUACACCCGCAUCCCUCAUGACUUUGGGUUGAAAACUCCUCCAAUCAUUGAUACAGAAGAGGAGCUGAAAGAAAAGAUCUCCCUGUUGGAGGCUCUGAGUGACAUUCAGAUUGCAGUGAAGAUGGUUCAGUCCAGUGGAGACAGUGAUGAACAUCCGGUGGACCGACAGUACUCCUCCCUCCAGUGCCAGCUGCAGCCUCUGCACUCCAGCAGCAAAGAGUUCGAGGUGAUUUCUAAGUAUCUACAGUCCACUCACGCCAACACCCAUAAAGACUACACCAUGACCAUCCUGGACAUCUUCACAGUGGACCGAGCCGGGGAGACGGACAACUUCCUGUCACAGAUGCACAACAGGACUCUGUUGUGGCACGGGUCCCGUCUCUCUAACUGGUGCGGCAUCCUCAGUCAGGGGCUCCGUGUGGCCCCCCCUGAAGCUCCCGUCACUGGUUACAUGUUUGGAAAAGGUAUCUACUUUGCUGACAUGUCAUCAAAGAGUGCCAACUACUGCUUUGCCAAUCAGAACAACCAGACAGGACUGCUGUUACUGAGUGAGGUCGCCCUGGGAGACUGUAACGAGCUGGUGAUGGCCGACUGCAACGCCCAAAAUCUUCCGGCCGGGAAACACAGCACCAAGGGCCUCGGACAGACCGGACCUGCCCCCAAGAACUCUGUCACUCUGGAUGGUAUGACGGUGCCUAUGGGUCCUGGGGUGAAGACGGGGGCGUGUCAAGACGUCCAUUACCAGCUCCUGUACAACGAGUACAUCGUUUACAACCCCGCCCAGACUCGCAUGAGGUACCUGCUGCGGGUCAAGUUCGACUACCCUUCCCUGUGGUGAGGCCGGGCUAAACAGAGCGGAGAAACAUGGAGCUUCUCUCUCUCCCCAAAUGUCCAAGCACUCUUCAUGCUCAGUUAUUCUGGUUCUUUGGUACAGGUUGUAAAAACCGUAACACUUUGCAGUUUCUGGGGGAAGUGUUUACUUUGUGAAGGAGCAACUAUAUCAGAAAAUGAUUGUUUGUACAGUCAUUGCUGAAAGUGAUGGCUGCUGUUCUUCCUCAUAUCUUAUAUCUGUUCUAUUGGUUUUACUUGAUGUUUCAUCCUGGACUUUGAAUGUUUCGAGUUGGCAUUUUUCACAGUUUGACAGUUUAAAGAACGUUUUGAUGAACGCUAACAUGAUUGUCAGAUGAAUUUGUUGCAUCCUUACAUUAACAUCCUCAAGUUUGAACAGGCAAUGCUUAAACAACGGACACAAUAUGUAAAAAUGCCAACAAAAGUGAGGUUUCUCUCUGAAAUCAACAUUGCAUCUUCGGUCUUUUUCAAGAAAAUGUGCUGAAUAUUACUCGGCUAGUCCAGUUAACUUUGAUAAGUCUAAAGGGAGAGAGUAAGUUCAUGCGAUAAGAAAAAAUAUGCUCGACUUUUUGCACUACCCUUCUUUAUAUCCCGUACGUCCUGAUCUAUAAACAGCUGUAUGUUUUGCAAUCUGUGCCGUGCUGCUCAUGAAACACAAACGGCCUUAUGGAUCUAUUGGAGUGUCAUCGCCUGACUUUAAAAACACAACGUAAAGAUUUGAAAGUUUCUUUAUGGCAAAUUGGACGUGAGCAUUUCUACCGAAUAAUUACCUAAAUUCUAGUGAAUGCCUUUAAUUCAAGUCAUUUCUGUGUGUGAACAUGAACUGCAAAAAAACCCAAAUACUGUUAGAAUUGUACAAAAGAAUUGUUUGUCAAACAAUAAUACUCUUUCUUUCAUUAAAGCAGCAUUUACAGUAUUUACAGUAAUCAAAAUAAUAAAGUACAUUCAUGUGA
Eleginops maclovinus (Patagonian blennie) is the source of this 2845-nucleotide messenger RNA. It is a transcript of the gene parp2, whose product is annotated as poly (ADP-ribose) polymerase 2. Lineage: Eukaryota; Metazoa; Chordata; Actinopteri; Perciformes; Eleginopidae. Bases 127 to 1881 code for a protein of 584 amino acids. Gene Ontology annotation, biological process: double-strand break repair; protein poly-ADP-ribosylation. The record is from RefSeq and is a predicted model, not a curated record. Gene Ontology annotation, cellular component: nucleolus. Gene Ontology annotation, molecular function: NAD+ poly-ADP-ribosyltransferase activity; NAD+-protein mono-ADP-ribosyltransferase activity. The transcript has 16 exons.